Molecule: messenger RNA, 3816 nt
Organism: Blepharisma stoltei
Lineage: Eukaryota; Ciliophora; Heterotrichea; Heterotrichida; Blepharismidae
Source: the annotation of a GenBank genome assembly
AUGAGCCAGCCAUCUCAAAAGCAUCACAAAGUUGCUGCACAGAAAGAUUUCAAAAAAGAAAGGAAUAUUAGAGCAAUGAAUGAAGCCCAAGCUUUUAUUCAAGCAAAAAAAAAGAUUUCUCCAACAGAAACAAUUAAAAAUAUAAUUCAGGGAAUCCCAUAUCAUGAAAUUUCAGAAUCGCUAUUUAAUGAUCCAGAAACUCUUCAAUCUGCUUUAGAAUCGAUUUCUUCUGCAAUAGAACAUUAUGAUCAAUUUUAUUCAAUAGAUCAAUUAAAGACUGCAAUUAAUGAAGCAAUUGACUCCAAAAUUUCACUUUUUGAAACACAAGAAUUGCAAUUGAAUUGUGAAUUGUGGAAAGAAGCAAUAUUUUCUUACUUGAGCAUUUUUAAAACAGAAAUUGCCGAAUCUUUAAAGGAUUUCUGAAUAAAUAUUAUGAGUUCAUCUCAAAAGUAUCCAUCAAUUCCUCAAAGGUCAUUUCAAAAUCUUCAUUCCAAGAUACUUUUAUUUUAAUGGAAGAUUCGGAAAGUAAUGUUUCCUAUUCUUCUUCCUUUUGUGAAGAAAACGGAGCUUUACAGGAUGAAUUUUUCGAACUUUUACUAUUAAAUGAACUUAUUGAUACAGGAUUACUUGAUAAUUCUGAAUCAGAGUAUGAAUGAAAUGAUAGUGAUACAGAAAAUGUUGAUACAGAUGACAAAAUAUUGGAGUUUUUAAGUCGUUUAGAUGGAAAAAUACUAGAUGAAAUAGAUCCUAUUCAGGAAACCUUCAAAUAUAGGAAGACUGAGGUGAUCAUUGAUGAUAAGAAGACAAUCGAUAAGAAAAUCCUGAAUACCAGAAAAAUAAAAAUUAGAUCAGAUUCAAAUUUUAUCAGAAAAAUAAAAUUGAUAUCAGAAUCAAACAUUAUCAGGAAAAUAAAAUUUAGAUCAGAUUCAAAUUUCAUCAGAUAUAGAAAAUUCAUAUCAGACUCAGAAAUCGAAAAAAUCGCGGAUUACGUGGGUUCAGAAAAUUUUACUAAAAUUUUAUCCAAAGAUUUUAGGAAAAGAAGAAAGUUAAAAAAUUUUUAAUCGGGACAUGGCCCUGAAAUAAAGGCCUUUAAGUAAUAAAGAUUUCUCUCUCUCUCUCAUUCCAAGAUUAUCGAAGAAAUAGAGCAUUUAAAACCCUCAAAUCCUGGUUUUUCAGCAGAAGAAAUUUGCAUAAUUGAAGAUAAAGAAGGAUGUAAUGGAGCAUUUUGCGAUUCUCUUGAAUCUAUUGAAAAAAAUGCAUGUUUCAGCAAUAAAAUGGAAUGUACUAGCAGAUGCUUAUGCAAAGAAGAAACUUGCCUAAAUCGCUCAAUAUCUAAAAACAGACGAAAAUACAUUAAAGAUGUGGAUGUGAUAGAAAUGCCAGCUUUUGGAUUUGAUAAAAGAACAGCCCAGAUAAUUUUACAAAUAAUUGGAAAAUCUAUAGAUGCGAAAAGAUUUCUUAAUGUUUCUAUGCCAAUUGCAAUAAAUUGGGCAGCAAAUCAAAUAAAUGACAGCUUUAAACACAUUUUACAAGGCAUAAUGACUGAAGAAAUUUUUAAUCUGAAUGAUAAAUAUUUUUCUAAAGCUUUAUAUAACUCGAUUGAAGCCUUAGGUGAAAUAUAUGGACAUGAUAUUAUUUUAAAGGAAUUCACCAUCCAUCAAAAAGGUUAUGGAAUCUUUUGCAACACCUCUCAAGGAAUCCCGAAAAAUGCCUUUUUGGGGGAAUACGCAGGCCAAAUAUAUUCGGCAGGAGAAUUUUAUGAAAAAGACCUUGCAAUCCAAAAUAGUAAAAAUAAAAUCCAACCUGCAAACUCUACCAAUGAAUCAUCCAAUUUUUAUACAGUUGAGCUGGAAAGAAACAAAAAUGAUAUAAAAGGCUAUUCUGUUUUUUUUGUGGAUCCUAUACCAAGAGGAAAUUGAACUUGCAAAAUUAAUCACUCUUGCUACCCAAAUUGCGAAGCAAGAACAGUGAUUGCAAAUGGCAGGUAUACAAUCGGUCUCUAUACAAUAAGAAGAAUAAAGUCAUUGGAAGAAUUAACAUGGAACUAUUCCUCAUGCACAGAUCAGAUUGAAGAGUAUAAAAACAGUAUUUGCUUAUGCUCAAAAACUAAUUGUUCUGGAUACUAUCUCAUUAACCCUUCAAAAACAGAUAUUUGUCUACCCCUUGCUGGAAAAAUAUGUGCUCUCUUAUUUUCAAGUUCAGCCAAAAUUACCUCUGAUGAAAUUCAAUACAUAGAGCAAUUUAAUCUUGAUAAAUCUCUGAUGCAUGAAAUUCCAGAGUGAUUAAAGUGCUGAACCUAUACAACACUUAACUAUAUCACAUCCUAUAUUGAGUUAAGGAAAAAUGACGCUCUAAGCAAUUUAAAAGCAAAAAUUGAAGCCAAAUUGAGUAGCGAACUUGAAAAAAUAGACUUAUUAAAGGAUUCAUUAAUAAAAGAGUUAACUAUUUCUUUAUCCCGGGCAAGAUAUUUGCUAACUCCCCCCCCCCCCCCCUCCGUGAGCGAACAAAAAAAUUUUUGUUCGCUCACGGAGGGGGUUAAUUUUUUUUUUUAAAAAAAAAAAAUUUAUAUAUAAAUUUUAUAAAAAUAAUAUUUUUUUUCGAAAUUUAAAAAAAAUCCUAAUUUGCAAAAAUUGGGAAGCAAAUAUUAAUUUAAUUUGCAAAUUUAUGUUUUAAAAACGCAAUUUGUUUAAAAUUAAACAGAAUUAGCUCUAGAUUUCAUUAUACUAAUUAUCACUUUAUAUAUCAAAAUUUUUUUCCAUUUAAAAUUUUUUCUAUUAAAAAAUUUUUUGUUCACUCACGGAGGGUGGGUUUUUGGUCAAAAAAUGGCGAUUUUUCUAAUGGUUUUGUUCGCUCACGGAGGGGGGGGGGGGAGUAAGUAAUAUCCCUGAUUCAAAUAUGCCUCCGAUCUGCAUCCUCACAGAAAUUGAAGUCUUGAAUUAUUUAUGGGGUGAUGACUGCAAUUCUAUUAAAAAUCAGCUAAAUACCUUAUUUGAAAAUGAUAUAAGCGUUAAAGUUCAAAAUUUGACCAAAAAGCCCAUCAACAACUUAAAUGAAGCGAGAACAGAACUCUUGAAAAUAAAAGACCAUUUGAAAGAAAACCAAUCCAACAAUUGAAUUUAUAAAGGUAUUGCAGAUAUUUUACAUUUGACUGCCUACAACCAAUUAUUUUUCAGAUUUAAUGCUUAUCAAUCGUUUACUUCAAAGAAUAUCAGGCUUAAAAAUUGUGAACUUUAUAAUUUUGAAUGCAGUGAAUAUUAUGAAGAAGAAUCAAAUUUCGAAUACGAUGGCGAGCACUUGCAUAGAUUGCUUGCUGGGUGGAAUUCGCGCGAUUAUGCUGCGAAUAAAAGUAUUAUGUUUAAUGGCUUAAAAGGGCCUCUCUUGCUCCCAUCAAUCCAAAACUCUCAACCUUCAUUUUACAACGAAAUAUCGCGGAUCAAAUUUUUAAAUAAAAUAUUUGAAGCUCCCUUAGUUUCAUGGAGUGAAUAUGAGGAAGCAAAUUUAUUUAUAUUUGAUGAGGAAGCAAAAGUCUUUGGAACACCUAUGUUCUAUGACUACGUUAACAAAAAUAUUUCUGUGCUUAAUGUAUGCUUUCAGGAUUUGGACGUCCAAUGAAACUUAGUAAUUGAGGAAAAUUAUGGGUCAAAUAUAGGCUCUAGCAAUAUAGAAAAUUCAAAAAUUCAAUAUCAAGGCUAUAACCUCGUGCCAAAUCAAACCAGAAUAGGUACUAAUACCGAAAACUUAGAUAAAUCUUUAAAUGAUCAGGAUAGUUUAUAUUGCGAAAAAGAUCCAUUUCCUUCAGAAGCAGGGAGUUUGUAA